Molecule: messenger RNA, 1218 nt
Organism: Stylophora pistillata
Lineage: Eukaryota; Metazoa; Cnidaria; Anthozoa; Scleractinia; Pocilloporidae
Product: adenosine receptor A3-like
Biological process (GO): G protein-coupled receptor signaling pathway
Cellular component (GO): plasma membrane
Molecular function (GO): G protein-coupled receptor activity
Source: RefSeq, a predicted model, not a curated record
ACGAGUGCAUCUGUGUUUUUCACCCGCCCGUCCUCCACGACAAGGAUUGUCCUUGCUUAGUAACUGCUGCCUCCGCAAGCUCACAUCAUGAAUGAUUCACACUGCGAAGUUUGGAUGUAUUUAGUUGCUGUCACCACCGAAAUCGAAGUUCUUCGUUUCGCUUACAUCUUUAAUUGUGUUUUGAACAUUUUCCUGUCACUUAGCGCCAUUUUGCUGAAUACUGUGACAAUCUACGUGAUGCAAAAAACGUCCUCGUUGCCAAAGACUCUGAAGAAUUUGAAGACACUACUAUUGAGCCUAGCUGUUUCUGAUAUUGGUGUUGGUUUGCUUGUUCAGCCAUUUUACUCGUCACUGUUGAUCAAGUGCUUGCAGGGAAACUUUCCCAGCUGUAACAUAUUUAACAUGUUUGGAAUCAUUUGUGGGUUUUUUUCUAUUGCUUCCUUCUUCGGUAUCGUGGCUGUAAGUGUAGACAGGUUCUUGGCCGUUCACCUUCAUCUCAGAUACCAGGAACUUGUGACACACAAACGUGUUGCUAGUUUGGUAGUCUCAAUAUGGCUGCUUAGCGCAUUUGGUUCUUCGAUGCACCUUUGGGUCUCAUCCUUUAUUCAAAAUUUAAGUUAUAUAGUUAUUGCUAUUUUGUCUGUUAUUAUUGCGGCACUGGUUUACAUCAGAAUUUAUUUAACUGUUCGACUCCAUAAGAAGAACGUUCAGGCGUUAAAAGGACAGCAACAAGACAAAAACACAGGUGAAAUGGCAAGUGUUGUUGCCGUUGUUAAAUCAGCAGUCGGCAUAUUCUACGUGUAUCUCGUAUUUUUGGCUUGCUAUUCGCCUAUUAUUGUUUAUUUUGCCUUCGCCGAGAUGACCACAACCAAUAGUAACGUUCUGAAGAGAGUUUAUCUUUUCUCUUAUACUUUCGUAUUUCUAAAUUCAUCUCUGAACCCUGUGAUUUACUGCUUAAAGAUGAAACACAUUCGAUGUGCUGUCAUGGACUUACUACAGAAAAUGUCUUGGCAAAGAAACCGUGCAUUACACUAAUCUUAGGACCAGUCCUGAAUAAGUUUCGAAAGUUUUGAUGAUUAUCAAGGACCGCUAGAAAUGUUCUCUGUACGGCGGGACUGCAAGUAAGUAUAUCUGGACUUUGAACCAAAAGUUUAGUAUUUGCAAUGAUAUUUUGAUUUGCCCGCGAAUAAACGGAGUGUAAAACCAAUCAGAUGCCUU